ACAAAAAAUUGAAACUAAAACCAACUUUUCGUGAAAGUGAAACUUUUUGCGCGCAAGAGUUCUCUCCAGUCUCCCCCGACGGCGGCGACGGCGAACCAGUGAACGCCGGUGAGCCAGCGGCGCAACUCUUCCGUCAAUCUCCCUGCAGCAGAGGUUCCAGCCGUACCCCAACGUCGCUGUUACCCAAACCCCUUUUCUCUCUGCUAAUUUGGGAGCUAGCUACCCAUCACCAUGAUUCGUCGACCUUCAAUCUCUGCUACCACUGUGCCCAUUCUCUCAGAAUCAUUCUCCAACACAACCUUCUCACAGAAAAAAUCACCUUCCUUUUCAUCUUCUUCUUCUUCUUCCCUAGUCACUAUACAUGAUUCUCAAUCCAAACCCAUUUCAAGUCCCUUUUACAAUCUCCUCCCACCUACCCAGAACCCCCAUAACAUAGUAAACCUCAUUUCUUCACUCCUCAAACAGAAAAGUUUCCAUCUUUCCCUUUUUCAAAAUGACAUCAAAGGCAUUCUCCCUCACAUGGGUACCCAUGAAAUUUCUAGGGUUUUGCUCAGGUGCCAAUCUGAUCACUCUUCAGCUCUCACAUUUUUCAAUUGGGUUAAGAAUGAUUUGGGUGUUAAACCAGCUGUGCAGAACUAUUGUGUAAUUGUUCACAUACUUGCUUGGUCUAGAGUGUUCUCUAAGGCCAUGAAGUUGUUGUGUGAAUUGAUACACCUGGUUGAGGUUGAGGGUGUUUUUUCAAAUGUGGAUAUUUAUCAGAAUUUGGUUUUGAGUACUGAGGAUUGUAAUUGGAAUCCUGCAAUAUUUGAUAUGCUUAUCAAGGCUUAUGUGAAGGUUGGUAUGGUUGAGAAGGGUUUGGUAACUUUUAGGAAGAAUAUUGAGGCUUGUUUUAUUCCCAAUGUGGUAGCUUGCAAUUGUUUGCUGAGUGGUUUGUCUAAGUUUAAUUAUAUUGAUCAGUGCUGGGAAGUUUAUGAAGAGAUGGGAAGACUUGGAAUUCACAGGAAUGCUUUUACUUUCAACAUUUUAACCAAUGUUUUGUGUAAAUACGGAGAUACGGAUAAGGUUAAUGGAUUCUUGGAGAAAAUGGAGGAAGAAGGAUUUGAACCUGACUUGGUGACAUAUAACACACUCAUUAAUAGCUAUUGUAAGAAAAGAAGGUUGGAGGAUGCGUUUUAUUUAUACAAGAUCAUGUACAUUAGAGGUGUGACGCCUAAUUUGAUUUCACACUCAGCCUUGAUGAAUGGUCUUUGUGAAGAAGGGAAAAUCAAGGAGGCUCAUCAACUUUUUAACCAGAUGGUUCAGAGAGGGAUAGAUCCAGAUGUUGUGUCGUAUAAUACUCUUAUAUCUGGUUAUUGCAGAGAAGGUAAGGUGCAGAUGUCUAGAUCGCUAUUGCGUGAAAUGAUAGGAAGUGGAAUUCGUCCUGACAGUGUCACUUGUAGGCUUAUUGUUCAAGGAUAUGCAAGGGAUGGAAAGCUACUCUCAGCCUUGAAUUUGGUUGUGGAGCUUCAGAAAUUUGGAAUUAAGAUUCCUGAAAAUUUAUAUGAUUAUCUCAUAGUUGCAUUGUGCAAAGAAGGUCGACCAUUUGCUGCUAGAAGUUUUCUGAUAAGGAUAUCUCAGGAUGGCUAUGUGCCUGAAAUCAGUACUUUCAAUAGCCUGGUUGAGUCUCUAUGUAAAUUCAAUAAUGUGGAAGAGGCACUAAUUGUGAAAUCUGAGAUGCUAAAGAAUAGUAUGAGGCUGAGUCUCACUGCCUAUAGAGCUAUUAUAAGCGGCUUGUGUAGAGUAAACAGGACUCUGGAAGCUGAAGCCUUGUUGGAGGAAAUGGUUAGCUUAGGUAUUCUACCUGAUCUAGAAACUAAGAGGGCAUUAAUAAAUGGAUAUUGUAAAGAAAAUAAUGUUGAUAGAGCUGAGUCAUUAUUGAAAUUCUUUGCCAAGGAGUUUCAACUUUACGACACUGAAAGCUACAAUUCAGUUGUUAAAGUCUUUUGUGAGGUUGGUGAUGUGGCAGAGCUGAUGGAGCUUCAGGAUAGGCUACUCAAGGUGGGGUAUGUUCCAAAUAGUUUAACAUGCAAGUACGUGAUUUGCGGAUUGCAGAAAGUUAUGGAACUAGAUGAUGAGAUAUUGAGACACAACAUGCUAGAACCUUGAAAAAUAACACACUUCCAAUCUAAGACUGUAUCCAACAUCUCACCUACGCAGAAUACCUGAGCAUGGCAUACUUGAGUAUCAAAUAAGUUCAUGGGCAUAAGAGGAUCGCUAGUAUGUCAAGGAUUUCUCUCAUCAUUGAUGCCAUGCUUUAUUUGGCUGAAGGUGAGCUAAACUGGAAACAACUGAAGAGGGCUCAUCCGUCACUAUUGAAUCAUAGAAUGACCACUCUUAUCCAUAUGAGUCCAUGCUGGUUUUUAAGCUUCUAAUGGGAUGCCUUAAGUACCUUCUACACGAAACCACUGAAGAAGUUAGUAUUUGUUGUAGAACAUGUGGUGGAGGCAUAUAUAGUGGUACUGAAAUCUCUGGCUGGAUAGAAAUUGUUGAUUACUGAGGCUCAACUAUGUGCUGUUCAAUUUCUGGGUACAAUUCUUUUUCUGUUCGUGUGUCUGCAACGGAACCGUGGUGGUCAUGAGCCCAUAUUUGAACUCUUAAGGCGCUUGAUGUCUGUACAGAAAUAUCUUGGGUUGCAUGGGAGCCUGGUUUGUCAUCAACUAUAAUAACAUUAUUAUUCACAAUCCUUGUUCAGUCAGAACUUGAAGAUGAACACAUUGCUAUAUUGAAACUUAAUCCUGAAGUGGAAAUAUGAUAAUGUUACUGAUGCAGAUGAUGCUAUCACCAGAACUAUAUCCUCUCCGUUUGAAGAGAUUUUGUUUCUACUUCCGGUUGUCAGUCUCAUGUGAUCUGCUUCCAAAUCUGUAAAAGGACUGGCUACCGAUUUUCUUUUUCACUUAGAGAAGCUUUUUCAAGACCAAGACAUAAACCAGUCAUCGAGGGUUAAGCAACUUAUUGCAGCGCUGAGGUGGAUGGUCGAGGAGAUGCAGUCCAUAAGGAUAAGGUGCCCUAGGUACUAGUUGUGUGAAGAUCCAAUGGUCAUUCCUAUUUCCCUGAUAUACAUCUGUAUAUAUAUUGCAAUCCCUAUUUCCUUUGUAUACAUCUGUAGGUAAGUUCUAAUAACUUCUGUAGUCAAGUAAGAGUGGCACUUCCACAAUUAGGAUGCAGCUCAGUGGUGGAGGAGGGUUUAGUUUACGGUAGAAUCCGUUGUCAAUUGUAAAUAAAUGAAGUAGAUGUUUUUUUUUGUUAGGUUUGAGAGAUCCAUGGUUUGGAUGGGUGGUUGUGAAAACUGUCUGGAUGAAAUGUUUUACAAUGUUAACCAAUAUAAUUUGAAAAUUGAAACUAA
This is a messenger RNA of Lotus japonicus, 3382 nucleotides long. Its product is annotated as pentatricopeptide repeat-containing protein At5g40400. The record is from RefSeq and is a predicted model, not a curated record. The transcript has 5 exons. Bases 232 to 2145 code for a protein of 637 amino acids. NCBI's taxonomy places the organism in Eukaryota, Viridiplantae, Streptophyta, Magnoliopsida, Fabales, Fabaceae. Gene Ontology annotation, molecular function: protein binding.